This is a messenger RNA of Bipolaris sorokiniana ND90Pr, 588 nucleotides long. RefSeq lists its product as uncharacterized. NCBI's taxonomy places the organism in Eukaryota, Fungi, Ascomycota, Dothideomycetes, Pleosporales, Pleosporaceae. The coding region runs from base 1 to 588 and encodes 195 amino acids. The transcript is spliced from 3 exons. The record is from RefSeq and is a predicted model, not a curated record.
AUGGAACGAGAAAUGGAACAGUCUACUGGACUCUUUGAGCUUUACAGAGGCGAAGACCCAGUUAUUGACAUCGUCGCUAUAUAUGGGCUCAACGGCCAUCCGUUCAAGACCUGGAGUGCCGACAAGACCAGCAAGUCCUGGCUCCAGAACACCAACCUUCUCCCUGGCAAUCUGAAGCAAUCUCGUAUCCUGACCUUUGGAUACAACGCUACGGUUGCAGCCUUCUUCGGGAAAACGUCUUCGGACCGUAUUCUGCAGCAUGCGCAUACGCUGAUUGUAGAACUGGUCGCCAAUCGAGAAGUGAGGCCCUCGCACAUUCCGCCAGCAGAACAAGCAAACUCGUCCAACACCUCCUCCAUCGACACAUCCACCUACGCCAUCCUUUUCCUCAGCACCCCACACAACGGCAGCAACAAAGCCAGUCUCGCCUCCGUCUCCAGCCGCCUCAUCACCGCGCUCGCGCCUUCCAAACUCGCCGAUUCCUCGAGCCAACUCGCCGACGCGCUGCACGAGGGCUUAGAAGUCGUCCAAAACAUUACCGAUAUGCUCGCCCCACUUGUGAAAAACCUCCGCAUCUACUUUUUCUAG